Messenger RNA from Lactuca sativa (garden lettuce), 774 nucleotides. RefSeq lists its product as uncharacterized. The record is from RefSeq and is a predicted model, not a curated record. NCBI's taxonomy places the organism in Eukaryota, Viridiplantae, Streptophyta, Magnoliopsida, Asterales, Asteraceae.
AUGUCUAUUUUUAGAAAAAAAAAGUCUAAACUUCCAAAUCCCAAAGCCAUAGAUCGCGUUAUAUGUGCUGAAUUGUCAGACAAGAAACUUGAACCAGAUUUGUAUCAAAUUGUUUCUGACAACAUGAUACAUGGACCUUGCGGCAAUGAUUUUCCAUUUAUGCCAUGUAUGAAAAAUGGCAAAUGUCCUAAAGUAUUUCCAAAAGACUUUACAAAUGACACAUAUAUUGAUGAUGAUGGUUAUCCAGUUUACCGAAGACGCGACAACGGAAACAAUGUCGUGAAAAACGGGGUUUCUUUGGACAAUAGAUAUAUUGUUCCAUAUAAUAAGACACUUUUGAAGCAAUACCAAGCCCAUAUGAAUCUUGAGUGGUGUAAUCAGCUUGGAUCGAUAAAGUACCAUUUUAAGUAUAUUAACAAAGGUCCAAACAGGAUCACCGCGUAUGGCAUUCAUUAUAGAACACAACCUGUUGAAAGGUUGUCGUGUCACCUACAAGACAAACAACUUGUGUUUAAACCAUCCCAACGUGUUGCUAAUGUUGUUUCUAAACCAACUAUUGUUGCUUCUCAAUUUUUGGCCUGGAUGGAAUAUAAAGUAUGGACAAGAAGAAAAACAAAGACAAAUUCAUUUGGUAGAAUUGAUCAUGUGUCUCCCAAGUCUGGUGAUGUUUGUUACUUGCGCAUUUUGCUCAACAAAGUAAAGGGUCCUACUUGCUAUGAAGAUAUUAGAACGGUUAACGGGACCGUUUAUGACUCUUACAAAAAUGCUUACUAG